Messenger RNA from Blepharisma stoltei, 3381 nucleotides. The record is from the annotation of a GenBank genome assembly. Lineage: Eukaryota; Ciliophora; Heterotrichea; Heterotrichida; Blepharismidae.
AUGGGACAAAAGAAAGUUUUAAAGCCUGCGUUAACAGCACGAAGAAAAUGAAGUGAAAUUUCACUUUUAACUCUGAAUAAGAAUCCAGAAACCCCUUCAAUAAAAUUAGAAGACGUAGGAAACUCGAUUUUUAUCAAAAAAAGAAACACGCGACGUGAUUUUUUCCAGCUGGCUGCCUGAUCUAAUGAAGGCCAGUCCAAGUACACAAUCCACCCAGACAAUGUAUUGAAAUUGAUUUGGAAUAUAAUUAGCAUUUUUAUAAUCGCAUCUCAAGCAACAGUGAUUCCUUUUAUACAAGCGUUUCCUGUUAGAGAUUAUGCCUUACUUAUAAAAGUUAUAAAUACUGUGAAUAGUUAUUUUAUUUUGGACAUAUUCUUGAGUUUUAAUACAGCUUACUAUGCCAAAGGCCACGUAGUAACCUCUAGGAAAAAAAUCAUGAUGCAUUACCUUAAAAAAUGAUUUCUGAUUGACAUUCUUGCCACUUUUCCUUUUGAUCUGAUAGUUGAUUCUCAUGAUCUAUUUCGGAGCAAUAAUAACAACGUCGGAGUGACCACAUCUUUUAAAGUCAUUUCAAUUUUGAAAUUUACCCCUCUUAUCAGAAUUGUGAAAGUUAAGCUUUUAAUUGGGCACCUUGAAAGUUUUUUAGGAAGCUCUGCAGUUGCUGCCUCAAUCCAGGUUAGGAUUAUUAGAGUCAGGCGUCAGCCAUAUUGGUGACGCAGCCACCAAAGACCUCCCGUACCGGAGGUUCAUCCACUUUUCGACUCCAGCCCAGAGGGUCUAUCCCUCUUGUGAGUGCCCUUCCUGUAUCUUAUGUCUCCUUCUUGUCUUGAGGCUUCAGUCUUGAGUUGGCAGCUUAUGGAUUUCUGCGGCCUUGCCUGCUACUGGAGAUUUGAGUAGCUAGAUUCCAAGGAUCCUUGGAGUCUAUCGGGCGUCAAAGUGCCUUUCUUCGACAGCUACAGGAAAAAGACUGUUCCCCUAUGGCCUGGGCCGAAACUCCCGGUUUCUCGGUAGAGAAUGCCCAUAGGUCCUUGGAUCAAAAGGACUUUGUUGAGCACCUCCAUUUCCAACCACAGGAAAGCAGCCAAAACCUACCCGGAUAUACACCUCUUGAGCCGACACUUGAUUCGGCUCGGAUUCCGUCUCAGUUCGCCAUAGCUAUAAGGUUCGGACUGCUGCGCGCCAAGAGGACAAGUUGACACAUAUCGCCAUUUUAAUGUAUAUGCCUCAAUUCAAGUAAUAAAAUUGAUUGUUUUUGCGCUACUGGUAGCUCACUGAUGUGCGUGCAUGUGGUUUUUUAUAUGCUAUGAUGAUGCUGCGACUACUCCGAUUACGUGAGUAGGCCUUUCUUAUCAGCAGGGCAAUGAUAAUAUAAUUACACUUUAUGUAAAAGCUUUAUAUUUUUCUAUUACAACUGUCGCUACAGUAGGAUAUGGAGAUUUGAAGCCUUAUACAACAAAUGAAAAACUUUUUUGUGUCUGUAUGCUGUUUAUUGCUGUGAUUAUUUUUAGUUAUGUUUUGUCAUCUAUUAGUGGAGAAGUCAGCAAGCAAGGCGAAAAAGAAUACUCCUUUACUCCCCCCCCCCCUCCGUGAGCGAACAAAACCAUUAGAAAAAUCGCCAUUUUUUGACCAAAAACCCACCCUCCGUGAGUGAACAAAAAUUUUUUUUAAUAGAAAAAAUUUUAAUGGAAAAAAAUUUUGAUAUAUAAGUGAUAAUUAGUAUAAUGAAAUCUAGAGCUAAUUCUGUUUAAUUUUAAACAAAUUGCGUUUUAAAACAUAAAAUUUGCAAAUUAAAUUAAUAUUUGCUUCCCAAUUUUUGCAAAUUAGGAUUUUUUUAAAUUUCGAAAAAAAUAUUUUUUAUAAAAUUUUAUAUAUAAAUUUUUUUUAAAAAAAAAAAUUAACCCCCCCCUCCGUGAGCGAACAAAAUUUUUUUGUUCGCUCACGGAGGGGGGGGGGGGAGUUAGAGAAAAAAUGAUAAAUUUGAAUAUUUAUAUGAAAAAAGCCUAUUUGCCGUCAUCUUUGAGGUUUAAAAUCAGGAGAUAUUUAAAGUUUAUUCAUAAAAAGAUGAUUUCUUUGGCUUUUUGGUAGUGAAUAUUGUAUUUUUAUUAGAAAACUGCCCAUUAUUGCUGUAAAUUAUAGUAAAUUUAAUUUAUUCAGAAUAUAUGGACAAACCAAAAACUAGAUAAACUUGACGAAGACGCCAUUUUGAAAAUGGUUUCUGAGCCUCUAAGGGAUGAUAUUUUUGGGAUAACCAGAGGAAAAUACAUAGCAAAAUGCAAAGUCUUCGCACAGCUGUACAGUGAAAAAUUCAUCGGAAGGCUCAGCAAGGAUGUUGUAUAUAGAACCUUCGCACCUGACGAUAUCGUGAUUCAGGAAGGAGAAAAAAGCUCCAGUGUUUAUUUUAUUAAUUCAGGGACAAUAGAACUCUUCGAUAAAGCCACAAAAUCUGUAUUUAAACUGCUAGAAGAAGACCAUUACUUCGGAGAAAUCGGAUUCUUUGCAAAACACCCUAGAACUUCAUCAGCAAGGUGCUUGUGCUUUGCUGAGCUACUAAUUCUGAAGAGAGAUGACCUUGAUACUAUUCUUGAAAAAUUUCCUAACGCUAAUAGCAUCACAAGGCUGCUGCAGGAGCGCUGCUCAAAGGAUUAUGCGAUUCUAGGGGUUCAUUGCUACUUAUGUAAAAAAUUAGGACAUGUGGCCACUCGGUGCACAUCAGCCAUCCUUGAUCUUGAUCACAAAUUUUUGAAAGAUAAAUGGCUUCAAAAGAAAGGAGGCAAAAGACUAAUUUCUAAAAACCAAGACGACUGCUCUCCUAAUUUUGAUAGAAAAGACCGAAAAAUCAAUUGAAAAGCUGGGUUCGAUGCAAAAAACGUUAUCGGAUUAUACAGACAGCCAAGUAGCUUGUUUGCUGACAACAUCAUUUUAAAGCAAAAAUCAAUGAAGUACCUAGACACCCUAAAGCAGGAAAAAUACAGGCUGCCAGACUCUGAUAGAGAUAAAGACAAAGAGACAACAGUUCUUUCCAAAGUUGAAGAAGAAGGCGAAAUGUCAGGUAAAAAUAAAAAUUACGUAAAUAUACUAGGGUCCUCGUCUUCAAGCGAGGAAGGAGAAGAAUUCCCACUCCGAAGUGAAAAAGUGAUUAAAAAGAAAAAAUCGCAUUUUUUGCCUGAAAAAAUUGUAACAGAGCCAGUUGUGGUGAAAUUCAAGUUUGGUGAGGUGGAUAGGAACAGUGACUUUGACUAUGGAAUUGAUGAACUUGAAAGGAGUUCAUCAUUCAAUGAAAGCAUGUAUUCGCCUAUUAUGCCAUCUUCAAUUAGUGUCAAUUCGAGUGGGAGUUCUUCAGACUUUCGAAAUACCUUAGAAGGGUUUAGAGAAAUUUUGUAA